AUGUCGUUAGAAACGCCACUAUGCAAAAUACUCGGUAUUCAGCAUCCCAUUCUUCUGGCGGGCAUGGCCAAGGCGUCUGGAGCACCACUAGCAGCAGCCGUGUCCAACGCUGGUGGUCUCGGUUGCAUCGGCGGUCUUGGAUAUACCCCGAAACAGUUGGAUGAGAUGUUAACAGAGCUCAAAUCUCUGCUUCGAGACCCAAACCUUCCAUUUGGCGUCGACCUUGCGCUUCCACAAGUUGGCGGUGGUGCUCGAGCGACCAACCAUGACUACACCCACGGCCAGCUGGAUGAGCUCAUUGAAACCACAAUCCGACAUGGCGCCAAACUGUUCAUUUGCGCCGUCGGUAUCCCUCCGGAACACACCGUCAAGCGUCUUCACGAAGCGGGCAUCUUGAUCAUGAACAUGGUCGGCGCUCCUAGACAUGCAGAGAAAGCACUCCAGCGCGGCGUCGACAUUGUUUGUGCUCAGGGUGGUGAAGGAGGUGGUCACACCGGCGACGUUCCGUUUUCCGUCCUGAUACCCGCAGUCGUCGACGUGGUGAAAAAAUAUAAAAGCCCUUUGACAGGCCAGACACCACUGGUGGUAGCAGCUGGCGGAGUAAACGACGGCCGCAGCCUGGCUGCUUCCCUGAUGCUUGGCGCUACUGGCGUCUGGGUUGGCACACGAUUCCUUGCAACAACGGAGAGCGGUGCAAGCCAGCUUCACAAGGAAGCCGUCGUAUCUGCCGGUUUUGGAGAAACAAUCCGAACUCUCGUUGUUUCGGGCCGACCGCUUCGUGUGCUUCCCAAUGACUAUAUCAAGCAGUGGGAACAACGGCCCGAGGAGAUCCAGAAGCUCACAACAAAGGGCAUUGUGCCGAUGAUGGACGAUAUUGAAAAGGACUCUGAUGAUGUCGAUUUUCCGUUCCUCAUGGGGAGUGUUUCGGCCGCUGUCAAGACCAUUCAGCCCGCUGGGGAGAUUGUCAGGGAGAUGGUCUCCCAGGCCAUACAAGUUUUGCAGCAGGGAAACACAUAUAUCAAGGGAGGAGCGAGUAGUAAAUUGUAA
Molecule: messenger RNA, 1047 nt
Organism: Talaromyces rugulosus
Lineage: Eukaryota; Fungi; Ascomycota; Eurotiomycetes; Eurotiales; Trichocomaceae
Exons: 1
Coding region: 1-1047 (348 amino acids)
Molecular function (GO): nitronate monooxygenase activity
Source: RefSeq, a predicted model, not a curated record